Molecule: messenger RNA, 1659 nt
Organism: Colletotrichum truncatum
Lineage: Eukaryota; Fungi; Ascomycota; Sordariomycetes; Glomerellales; Glomerellaceae
Source: RefSeq, a predicted model, not a curated record
AUGAGGCUCUUGGAAUUCUCCAUUGUUCUCUCCCUUGUUGAUCUCACAGUCGGAGAUGGUGCGGCACAGAGACCUCUAAGCGGAGGUGGUCAAUCGGCCAGUAAUGACCCCAGUGCCGUCUCACAAGAUUUAGAUGCCUACAUUGAGAGCUGGAUGGAUCAAUGGCACGCCCCAGGACUUGCUGUGGCAAUCGUUGAUGGCGACAAGACGUGGGCCAAGGGAUACGGUUAUGCCAUCCUCAAUUCGACUCCCGUCACACCCCACACCCUCUUUUAUACCGGCAGCACCACGAAAUCCUUCACAGCUGCCGGCCUGUCUCUUCUAGUCGAUAAUGCUACCGCCAGCCCCAAACUGACCUGGCAGACUCCCGUCUCAAGCAUACUUCGAGAUGACUUCGUCCUCAGUGACGAAUGGGCGACAGCACAUGUCACCAUCGAAGACGCACUUAGCCAUAGAACGGGUUACCCACGCCACGAUCUUGCUUCAGCUCGUACGGCGCGCGAGACAGUUCGCCUGCUCCGGCACCUUCCAAUGACAGCAGAGCCGCGUGCAAAACAUCAGUAUUCCAAUAAGAUGUACGCCGCCAUGGGCUAUCUGAUUGAGACGGUAACCGGAUCGUGGUUGGGCGAUUUCUUCCGUGAGCGGCUGUGGGAACCCAUGGGAAUGAACGAAACGUAUUUCUCCCUCAAAGAUGUCGAAAAGAGCAGUCUUUUGCUAGCGAAUGAGUACUUUUACGACUAUACCAGCAAAGGGUUUUAUCAAACACCACAUGAACCUAGCUCCGGUGAAGAAGGGGCUGGUUCGAUUAUAUCAAACGUGCUCGACUACGCCAAGUACCUCCGCGUAAUGAUGAACGAUGGGGCGCCACUUUCGAAAGAUGGGCACAGGGAAGUAAAAACUCCGCGAAGCUUCUCAUCCAUGUCGAAACCUCCGUUCACCGGGCCCGUGUCCUAUGCCUUUGGUUGGAAUCACGGGAUUUUUGAGGGAGAGCAAGCAUACUUUCACUCGGGACAGGUCACCAUGUUUGUGUCGAUCAUGAUCAUGAUUCCCUUAAAGCAGCUUGCUGUUACGGUCAUGUCGAACACAGAGUCAUAUGCGCCAGAGCUCAUUGCCUAUCACAUCUUGUAUGAGCACUUUGGCGUCCCCGUAGAGAAGCGUCAGGAUUUAAAUGCACACAGAUAUAAAAGAAAUCGAGAGGCCCAGCAGAAAUAUCUCGAGAGCUGUGGCGAGCAUAUUUAUCCUUCUGUGCCGGAGCCGCCUCUCCUUCCUACACUUCCCAUUUCGGAGCACAUCGGCAAGUACCACGAUCCAGGCUACGGCACCUUGGAGGUGGAAUUAUAUUGCCCAGACUCAAACGCUGAGUCCCGGGGUUCUCAGGGCAGAAGCAUUGAAAAGUGUCAACUUCGGGUUCAUGGCAUUGCGGGCGUGAGCUUCCAGUACCUCAAUCCAACAGUAUAUCUCGAACCAAAGUCGGGCAAUUACUGGGUUGCACGAGCCUAUUUUGAGGUUGUUGCAGCUAGAGAAAUUGAGACGCCUUUCUGGUGCCUGCGGGCGGCGUUCAAAGUCGGUGCCGACGCUCGAAUUACCGACUUUGGCCUGGACGUCAGGAUGGAAGGUAACGAUGGGCCACUCGUCUGGUUUGCACGCGUUGAUGACUGA